This is a messenger RNA of Fusarium verticillioides 7600, 1607 nucleotides long. Its product is annotated as farnesyl pyrophosphate synthase. Gene Ontology annotation, cellular component: cytoplasm. The transcript has 2 exons. Gene Ontology annotation, biological process: trans, trans-farnesyl diphosphate biosynthetic process. Gene Ontology annotation, molecular function: (2E,6E)-farnesyl diphosphate synthase activity; dimethylallyltranstransferase activity. The coding region runs from base 254 to 1297 and encodes 347 amino acids. The record is from RefSeq and is a predicted model, not a curated record. NCBI's taxonomy places the organism in Eukaryota, Fungi, Ascomycota, Sordariomycetes, Hypocreales, Nectriaceae.
CAGUCCUCCUGCUCCAAUUCGCAAAUAAGGGAAGAGGGGCACUGAGCAAAUCCCCUCUUAAAAAGACCCCGCUAGUCUAUUGAGAUUAAUAGAUAGCUGCCCGGUAAUUAUCGUACAUGUUCUGGAGAUCAGUUUGUCAUUCUCACUUCUGAGUUUCAUUUUUCUUCUUCGUCUCCUUUCCAAAGAAGGACUCUCCAAGUUACUUUUCCUUUCAAGCGCGCACACGUAGUUCACUUGACACAAUUCAGCAAAGAUGGCUCAACAAACCACCCUUGAGGAGUUCAACUCCGUUUACCCCAAGCUUGAGGAGGCUCUUCUCGACCAUGCCCGCUCCUACAAGCUGCCUCAAGAGCAGCUCGACUGGUACAAAAGAUCUCUCGAAGUCAACCCUCUCGGUGGAAAAUGCAACCGCGGCAUGUCCGUCCCCGACUCGGUCUCCCUCCUCCUCGAGAAGCCUCUUACCGAAGAGCAGUACUUCCAAGCUGCUACGCUUGGCUGGAUGACAGAGCUCCUUCAGGCCUUCUUUCUCGUCUCCGACGACAUCAUGGAUUCGAGCAUUACCCGCCGUGGCCAGCCCUGUUGGUAUCGUCAGGAGGGUGUUGGCAUGAUAGCUAUCAACGACGCUUUCAUGCUUGAAUCCGCCAUUUACACACUUCUCAAGAAGUACUUCCGCUCUCACCCCGCCUACGUCGAUCUUAUCGAGCUUUUCCACGAGACCACCUUUCAGACCGAGCUCGGCCAGCUGUGCGACCUCCUCACCGCUCCUGAAGACAAUGUCAACCUCGACAACUUCUCUCUUGAGAAGUAUAGUUUCAUCGUCAUUUAUAAGACCGCCUAUUACUCAUUCUACCUUCCCGUCGCCCUCGCCCUUCACCAGCUCAACCUCGCCACUCCCAGCAAUCUCAAGCAAGCUGAGGAUAUCCUCAUUCCUCUCGGGGAGUACUUCCAAAUUCAAGAUGAUUAUCUUGACAACUUCGGCAAGCCUGAGCAUAUAGGCAAGAUCGGCACUGACAUCAAAGAUAACAAGUGCUCUUGGCUCGUCAACCAGGCCCUAGCCGUAGCAACCCCUGAGCAGCGAAAGAUUCUUGAGGAAAACUAUGGCCGUAAGGACGAUGACAAGGAGAAGGUCGUCAAAAAGCUUUACGAUGACCUCAAUCUCGAGCAGCGUUAUCUUGACUAUGAGGAAAAGGUUGUCGGCCAGAUUCGUGAGCGCAUUGCUAACAUCGAUGAGAACGAUGGUCUCAAGAAAACUGUUUUCGAGGCCUUCCUUGCCAAGAUCUACAAGCGCAGCAAGUAAAUUAAAAGCUCUGAAUUGAAUCAUAUCCAUACAUUGGUGCAAAAGAAAGGGUACGAUAGACGACCAAAUUCCAAAGGUUGCUUCCAAUUCGAAAGUGGCAGAUGUGUCACCUCCGUAUAGACCAGCGGCCCGUACGAUGAACCCAGUAAUCAGAUUAAGAAGAUAUGAAGAAGAAAGCUGAUAUCAUAAACGUAUGGUGAACCCACUCUUCAAGGUAAGGAUGGAACCCGCCAUCUUGUACCAAUAUGAGCUUCUGCUCUUGGAUAUAUAGAAGAUCAAGAAACAAGGCAUGCAAAACAAAAACUCUGGG